Molecule: messenger RNA, 1436 nt
Organism: Amyelois transitella
Lineage: Eukaryota; Metazoa; Arthropoda; Insecta; Lepidoptera; Pyralidae
Product: carboxypeptidase B
Exons: 5
Coding region: 87-1382 (431 amino acids)
Biological process (GO): proteolysis
Molecular function (GO): metallocarboxypeptidase activity; zinc ion binding
Source: RefSeq, a predicted model, not a curated record
AAGCAACUAGCGUACGGUUUGCCAAAGGGGCGUAUUAUAAAAUAUCGGAGCUAUGUUUUUGGGUCAGUAGAACGCCAAAUAGUGCCAUGAUGAAGGUUUUGGCACUCCUGUUGUUGGCCGCAGUGGCUCUGGCAAAACAUGAGGAGCUGAUAGGUUGGAAAUCCUACUACCUCGCUCCAGCUAACGAAGAGCAUCUUCAGACUAUAGGCCGGUUGAAGUAUGACCUAGAUCUGGACGUCCUCAGCCAUCCCAUCCUGCAGAGGGAGGGAGUAGUCCUGGUGAAACCUGAACAUCAUGACAGCUUCAUCCAAGCCGUCCAGGAGGCAGGAAUACCGUACAGGAUCCACAGGGAAGACGUGAAGGCAGCGCUGGACUACGAUGACAUGGUAAUUGAGACAAGAAGAAGAGAGAGAGUCAUGAGGAACUCUCGUGAAAUGCCAUACGAUAGUUACCAGAGAAUGGAAGUGAUCGAUGCUUACCUCGAGAGGAUCGCGAGAGAAUACCCCGACACAGUGACCCUUGUCACUGCCGCCAACUCUUUCAACGGCCGCCCGAUCAACUACCUGAAGAUUUCCACCACUAACUUCGAAGACGAAAGUAAACCUGUCAUCUUCAUCGAUGGAGGGAUCCACGCUAGGGAGUGGAUAUCACCACCGACUGUGACGUACGCUAUAAGGAAGCUGGUGGAAGAUGUCACCGAGUCUGAUCUCCUGGACAGGUUCGAUUGGAUUCUUCUGCCGGUUGUCAACCCUGAUGGUUACGAACAUACUUUCACAACCUACCGUUUCUGGCGCAAGACUCGCUCCACCGACCAGCACUCCCUCAGCCCCACAUGCCCAGGAGUCGACGGGAACCGCAACUACGACUUCUUCUGGAACACGGUCGGCACCAGCGCAUCUCCCUGCGCCGACACCUACGCUGGUAACCGUCCCUUCUCUGAAAUCGAAACCAGAGUCGUCAGAGACAUAGUCCAAGAGAAUCUGCACAGAUUAGCGUUAUACCUCACCAUGCAUAGCUAUGGAAGUAUGAUACUGUACCCCUGGGGUCAUGACGGCACUCUAUCACCUAACGCCUUCGCUCUCCACCUUGUCGGAGUGGCUAUGGCUGACAGAAUAUUCGAGAACCAACUUCCUAACUUCCCGAGAUAUGUUGUGGGUAAUUCUGUCCUGGUCAUUGGCUACCCGGCAGCUGGAGCCUCUGAAGAUUGGGCUCAUUUGGUCGGCGUUCCUCUGUCUUAUACUUACGAGUUGCCUGGUCUUGCCGGUGGACUGAAUGGGUUCCAUUUGGACCCAAUUUACAUUGAACAGGUGGCCAAGGAGACCUGGGAGGGUAUAGUGGUGGGAGCGAGACAGGCUGGCGAUUUGUUCUUGAGGAAUAAAUGAAUUUGUUAGCGAUGGUUUUGUAUCAUUUGUAAAUAAAAUAGUGUGAAAAUGUUA